Radiomyces spectabilis is the source of this 2324-nucleotide messenger RNA. RefSeq names its product beta-lactamase-like protein. NCBI's taxonomy places the organism in Eukaryota, Fungi, Mucoromycota, Mucoromycetes, Mucorales, Radiomycetaceae. Gene Ontology annotation, biological process: mRNA 3'-end processing by stem-loop binding and cleavage. The transcript has 12 exons. Gene Ontology annotation, cellular component: mRNA cleavage and polyadenylation specificity factor complex. The coding region runs from base 58 to 2214 and encodes 718 amino acids. The record is from RefSeq and is a predicted model, not a curated record. Gene Ontology annotation, molecular function: RNA binding; RNA endonuclease activity; 5'-3' exonuclease activity.
AAUGCUGCGCUUGCCACUCUUUUUCCAUUACCGUUUUGACUCCAAGUUUGACUUUCAAUGGCGGGCGUGAAACGAAAGGCAGAAAUAGAGAUUCCGAUUGCGGAUGACAAUGACCUGCUGAAGAUUACUCCUCUUGGAGCUGGAAACGAGGUUGGACGAUCGUCUAUUCUUCUCGAAUACAAAGGCAAAACCAUUUUGCUUGAUGCUGGUAUUCAUCCUGCCUACAACGGCUUGGCUUCUUUGCCGUUCUUUGACGAGAUCGAUCCGGCAAGCAUUGAUCUCUUAUUGGUGACACAUUUCCACGUUGAUCAUGCAGCAUCGGUUCCUUACUUGAUGGAGAGAACUUCCUUUAAAGGACGUGUAUUUAUGACCCAUCCGACAAAAGCUAUUUACAAAUGGUUAUUAAGCGAUUACUUGCGUGUGAGUAACAUCGGAGACGAAGAUCAACUCUACACUGAAGAAGAUUUGAUCAAUUCAUUUCACCGUAUCGAAGCUGUGGAUUAUCAUCAACAAGUGGAAGUAGAAGGCAUAAAGUUUACGGGCUACAACGCGGGCCAUGUGCUGGGAGCUGCCAUGUUCUUGAUCGAGAUUGCAGGCGUUAAAGUACUAUAUACUGGUGAUUAUUCACGAGAAGAAGAUCGACAUUUAAUGGCGGCCGAGAAACCCGAAGGCACCGUAGACGUUCUGAUUACUGAAAGUACUUAUGGUGUGCAAAGCCAUGAACCUCGCUUGGCCAAGGAAAUACGAUUUACUUCAUUGGUUCAUGAUAUUGUUGGACGCGGUGGACGAUGCUUAAUGCCUGUAUUUGCUUUGGGUCGUGCCCAGGAACUGUUGCUUAUUCUGGAUGAGUACUGGGAAGCACAUCCCGAACUUGACAGCAUCCCCAUUUACUACGCUUCCAGUUUGGCGAAAAAAUGUAUGGCCGUCUAUCAGACCUAUAUCAACAUGAUGAACGCCAGAAUUCGCAAACAGUUUACGAUUUCCAACCCGUUCGUGUUCAAGCACAUCAGUAAUUUAAAAAAUGUGGAGCAGUUUGAGGACUCGGGACCUUGUGUGAUGAUGGCCAGUCCUGGUAUGCUGCAGAAUGGUUUAUCUCGUGAAUUAUUCGAACGAUGGGCUCCCGAUAAGAAGAAUGGAUUAGUAAUCACAGGUUAUUGUGUGGAGAAUACCUUGGCACGGCAAGCAAUGAACGAGCCUUCCGAUUUCACAGCCAUGGAUGGACGUCGUGUGCCUUUACGCAUGUCGGUCGAUUACAUUUCCUUUUCGGCCCAUGUGGACUUUACACAGAACAGCAAAUUCAUAGAUGAUGUCAAAGCGCCUCAUGUGAUCUUGGUUCACGGUGAAGCCAACGCAAUGUACCGAUUGAAAUCAGCACUGCAGAGCAAAUACUCUGAACGAGAAGAGAAUGUAAAAAUUUAUACACCAAAGAAUUGCGAUACUGUUAAACUGCUUUUCCGAGGUGAAAAAAUGGCCAAGACUAUUGGAAGGCUAGCCGAAAAAUAUCCUACCGAGAAUCAACCACUGAAUGGUGUCAUCGUCUCUAAAGACUUCCAACUGAAUAUCAUGUCACCCGAAGAUUUAAAUGAGCUGGCUGGACUUAUCACUACGGUCGUUACGCAGAGACAGGUCGUACCUUUUAAUGCCGGUGUGGGUCUGUUAAAGUGGCAUUUGGAAAUGAUGUUUGGUCCUAUCCACGAGUCUGAUCUGAGCAAAGCCGACGGUAACGAUAACCAAGAUGCUACAGUGAUGCGCGUCUUCGAUACUGUGGAUAUCAAAAAAUUCAAUAAUCGACCGAAUCAAGUCGUCCUGGAAUGGAUUGGCAACGCGAUGAACGACAUGGUCGCAGAUUCCGUCUUGGCAGUUAUAUUAUCCAUUGACAGCUCUCCAGCAAGCGUUAAAGCUAGCAGCCGGCCCUGUACGCAUACUCAUGCUGGAGAUAACCAAGAGCUACAGCAUUCGAGUAUUGAAGAACAAAAUGAUCGCGAAUUUGAAGACGUUGUAUCUUUCUUGGAAGAACAAUUCGGUGAAGUUACCACCGAUGCCAAAGAAAGAAAGGCGACGGUCACAGUGGAUGGUGAAGAGGCCUAUGUGGAUUGUGUGAAAUUCAACGUUGAAUCUGAUAAUGAGGGGCUACAAAAACGAGUUGCCAACGUCCUGCACCAUGUGAAGAUGGCUAUCAAGCCUAUUUCCGAAAUCUAUGAAUGCUUUGCAUAAUUUUAUUCUGUUCAUAUUUAGCUUCUUUUCUUGCUUAUAUUCUGUUCCUGCUAUCGUAUAAUCAGAACUUACCAAAAAAAAGUAAUAAAACCAACGUGAUUAAAACACCG